AGCUUCACUUUACAGUCAAUGAUGUUAUUGUUGUUGAUUAUAGGUUGUUAUGAUGUGUCUAGGUCAGAAAGUAUGGUUGAUAAACAUUGUAAACAAAAAGACUUUUGCUUUGCCUUUUGUAUUGGGACAGGCUACUUUCUUGUUUCUGUGACUUGCUAGUUUACUACAACAACUACAUGCAGUUUUACUGAUUAUUAAUCACAUUUCAUUGUAAGAGUUGAUGUAUUUUUUUUUUUUUACACUUUUUUAAAAUGCAUGUAACAUGUUAGGACAGGAAGUUGUCAAAGAAAAACAUGUGGUUGUUCCAGUUCAGCAGGGUUGCCAAGUCCACGGGACACUUUUAAACGGCUGCAGUUUAACGGUUGGUCUAGGCACACAAAUUAGUUUUGGAUGUAAGGAUUUCGGACCAGCACACUGUCCAUUUUCUACAAGUCAAAUCAGGUAACUAGGAUACAAGAAAAGACGAGCCAACUGUAGCUAUGAUUGCGACACAGUGAACUGACAGGUGUAACAGUGAACGAGCUGAACAAAUCAAGGAAACUAAAUAUUUUAAAGCUACCUUCUAAAACUUGUCCCGCCUCAGUUGAUAUGGCAUGCUGUAGAUUUAUUAAAGGAAUAUUCUGGGUUCAAUACAAAUUAAGCUCAAUCGACAACAUUUGUGGAGUAAUAUUUCUUUAAUUUAUUUUUUAAAAAGAGCACAAAUCUGUGUUCCAGUGAGGCAUUUACAAUGGAAGUCAACGGGACAAAUGUGUAAAGGUUAACAACUCACCGUUUCAAAAGUAUAGCCACAAGACGGAAACAAUAUGUGUGUAUACGUGACCAGUGUUGGGUAAAUUACUCUAAAAAAGUAAUUCAGUACUAACAACAAAUUACAUCUUGUAUGGUGUAAUUAGAUUACUGUACUGUAAAGUAAUCACAUUACUUAUUACUCAUUACUUUCUAAAACCCGAUCUCGACCAGUUGAAAAACACAAGGAUAGACAUAAAACUGCUCUUUUAAUUAUUUCACAUAAAUUAUUCAUGAGCUGGCCAAAGAAUUAAAGGGGCGGCGUUAAAUAAGAAAACAUGUAUUUUAACUUUAGACGUUACAUUUUGAUUUUAAAUUCACUAUUGUGUUAUAUAGGACUGAUCUAUAGCCUGUACAGUAUUUAACACAAGUACAUUACACCCAACACUGAACGUGAUUGUAGUGUGAUGAAAUCGUUUAUUAACCGUUUCUGUGUAAAGUUAUUGCCAUGACACAACGCUGUAAACACUAAAACAACCCUAAAAACUACCAUUUAAACAACUUUACAGCUCACGUGAACUCCUAAGCUUCACAAUACUGCCUAUAUUCACUCCAAUUAUUGACACUACUGUAGGUGCCUCCAUAUAACGCGAUUUUUACUUUUUUUUAAGAAAAUGUAGGACGAGUCGAAAUUAAUUUGUGUGGUAAUCAAUAUGCCACAAAUGCUGUCGAUUGAGUUUAACUUGUAUUGAACCUGUAAUAUUGCUUUUAUUUUGCAAUGCAUCAAUAGUGACGCUGAUGUCAUGUAGGUUAUUUAGACUCUGUGUUUCUGCAAAUGUUUAAUGUCGCUACCUAAAACAGAGUCUAUAAACUAGAGAAAAUGCACAAUUCGGAUUCUCACAUCUAAGUUUGGCAUGUUUUGAGGUUUUGCGUGGGACAGAUCUGGCAACCCCAGAUGAUGGGCAGCGUAUCCUAGAAAGCCGACACCACACGACAUGUUGUUUUGAUGAAAUAAUGCACACUAAUUUACACGAUUCCUCUUCUGUUUUGUUCCUAAAACAUGAACAGGAUCCAACUGAAAUGAUCCAGGAUAUUAAGGAUGGCCUUCACAGACUCCAUGCACCCGGAGGACAAAGACGAGUCAUUCGCUCUGAAAGCGGUGAAAAUCGCGUCCGUCGUCGCUCUCUACUGGUUUAUCUCCAUCACAAUGGUUUUCCUGAAUAACUAUCUGUUGGACAGCAAGGACCUGGACGCGCCGGUCUUCAUCACAUUCUUCCAGUGUGUCGUCACCGUUGGACUGUGUUUGCUCAUGAACGUGUUCGCAAUCCUUUGGCCGGGAUACGUGAAUUUCCCGUCUUUGAAACUGGACCUGAAAGUGUCCAGAGAGCUGUUGCCGUUGUCGGUGGUGUUCAUAGGCAUGAUCACGUUUAACAACCUGUGCCUCAAACACGUGGGAGUCGCAUUCUACACUGUCGGCCGCUCGCUCUCCACCGUAUUUAACGUCAUUCUGUCGUACGCUGUUUUAAAGCAGACGACGUCAUUUUACGCGGUGCUGUGUUGCGGAGUCAUUCUGGGUGGAUUCUGGCUCGGUGUGGAUCAAGAAGGUGUGGCGGGUUCCCUUUCUUGGACAGGCGUCAUUUUUGGCGUCCUUGCCAGUCUUUGCGUCUCUCUCAAUGCCAUCUACACCAAGAAAGUGUUGCCAGCGGUGGAUGGAAAUAUCUGGAAACUUUCCUACUACAACAACCUCAAUGCCAGUGUGCUUUUUAUACCCCUUAUUGUCCUAUCAGGGGAACUGGGAAACUUGUUUAAGUUUAGCAGACUGACAGAUUUAAAUUUUUGGGGCAUGAUGACUCUGGGUGGAGUGUUCGGCUUUGCCAUCGGUUAUGUCACGGGACUUCAGAUAAAGUUCACCAGUCCAUUGACGCACAAUGUGUCUGGCACAGCCAAAUCCUGCGUACAGACUGUGUUGGCAGUAAUGUACUCUGGCUCCAGUAAGAGUGUGCUGUGGUGGACAAGCAAUAUGAUGGUGCUGGGGGGCUCUUCUGCCUACACCUGGGUCAAAGGGCUUGAGAUGAAGAAAGUUCAGGUGCCUCCGGAAACACAAAGCACAGCCACUCAGAAAAUUAAAGAAGUCUUGGGGGUAUAGAACAUUUCUUAAGGGUUUAAAUAUACCAGAGGGAUACCUUUUGUGACAGGAUCUCUUUGUUUAGCACAUCUACUUUAUAUUUAAUGGCCAUUUGAUCAUUUGAUGUAUAUAAAUGAUUUUGCAGUGUAAAUGGAAAAUAUUCAAAGGAUUAAAUCAACCUGUUUAACAAACCUGUCGUA
Xyrauchen texanus (razorback sucker) is the source of this 3051-nucleotide messenger RNA. Its product is annotated as GDP-fucose transporter 1-like. Gene Ontology annotation, cellular component: Golgi apparatus. The coding region runs from base 1826 to 2872 and encodes 348 amino acids. The record is from RefSeq and is a predicted model, not a curated record. Gene Ontology annotation, biological process: GDP-fucose import into Golgi lumen; protein O-linked glycosylation via fucose. The transcript has 2 exons. NCBI's taxonomy places the organism in Eukaryota, Metazoa, Chordata, Actinopteri, Cypriniformes, Catostomidae. Gene Ontology annotation, molecular function: antiporter activity.